UAACAACACUGCUGCGAAGCAUCGUAGCGUUGUCAUCCUGCACGAGGCAGUGCUGUUACUGGCAGGAUCCCCAGACCUGAAAUUGUGCUCAGGGCACUGAUGAUCAGUGUGCCCUGAUGAUCAGUGUAGCCCCAGCAGUGCCACCUGUCAGUGUCUAUCAGUGCCUUGUGUCAGUGCUCAUCAGUACCACAUCAAUGCCACAUAUCAGUGCCUACCAGUGCACAUCAAUGCCACAUAUCAGUGCCCAUCUGAGCUGCCUUUCAGUGUCAAUCAGUGCAACCUAUCAGUGCUGCCAGUCAGUGCCGCCUAACAGUGCCAUAUAUCAGUGCUGCCUUUCAGUGCCCAUCAGUGAU
Molecule: messenger RNA, 353 nt
Organism: Staurois parvus
Lineage: Eukaryota; Metazoa; Chordata; Amphibia; Anura; Ranidae
Source: the annotation of a GenBank genome assembly